AAAUAAUUUACACAUUACACGUAUUUUGAGAGUCACGAUCAGGCCUAUCGUUUCAUUUGUUGACUUAUUAUAAAUAAUUAUCCGGGCGCUUUCGUGGUUUAACUAGAGCUAUUUCUCGAAAUUUUCGGAUUCUACUACUCGGGCUUUCGACCCCGAGGUCAAAGGUUAGGGUUCAGUCGGCGCGCGUUUAGAGGCAGAAGAAACAAGCAGGCAGGCAGGUCAACAAGAUAAACGCACUCCUUAACGAUCGUUUCCUCCGUUGAUUUAGUCACAUUUAGAUAUACAUUUAGCUAACUAGCCAGCCAUACAAUCUGCCGACCCCCGUUAUGGCAGAUUGAUUAGCUAGCUAGCUAGCGCGAUUUCACAGGUUAGCUGAUAGCGAAUUUCCGUUAGUCUUGCUAGCUGAGCUAGCUAGCUUGUUUCUGCCUGGUUGGAGCGCAGUCGGACGGUCAAAAUGCAGGACCUGAUUGCCACUGUUGACCACAUCAAGUUCGAUCUGGAGAUCGCGGUGGAGCAGCAACUCGGGGCACAACCCCUCCCCUUCCCCGGGAUGGACAAGUCGGGAGCUGCAGUUUGUGAGUUCUUCAUGAGAGCAGCCUGUAUUAAAGGUGGCAUGUGUCCGUUUCGUCACAUCAGUGGGGAGAAGACGGUGGUUUGUAAACACUGGCUGAGAGGACUCUGUAAAAAGGGUGACCAAUGCGAGUUCCUACACGAGUAUGACAUGACAAAGAUGCCCGAGUGCUACUUCUACUCCAAGUUUGGGGAAUGCAGCAACAAAGAGUGUCCGUUCCUGCACAUCGAUCCAGAGUCAAAGAUCAAAGACUGUCCAUGGUAUGACAGAGGCUUCUGCAAGCAUGGUCCAGACUGCAGACACCGCCACACCAGAAGAGUGAUAUGUGUCAACUACUUAGUUGGUUUCUGUCCAGAGGGACGGACCUGUAAAUUCAUGCACCCACGGUUUGAGCUGCCAAUGGGGGCCACUGAACAGCCACCUCUACCACAACAGGUACAGAACCAUCAGAAGCCGGUGCCUUCACUUGGCCGCUCAUCCCUGUCACUCAUCCAGCUGACCAAUCCAGGCGGAGGGGGCGGGCACCACCAGCGUCAGCCGUACACCUCUGGUCCCAGCAUGCAUCAGCACCACAACAACAUUGCAAUAGGCAGCAGAGGACCACGCCCUCUGGAUCAGGUCACCUGCUAUAAGUGUGGGGAGAAGGGGCACUAUGCCAACAAAUGCACCAAAGGACAUCUGGCCUUCCUCAGCGGACAGUGAUACACACACACACCCCCUCUCACCCUGUUCCACACACAUACACACACCCUCUCACCCUGUGGAUCGACCCAUUCAGGCAGAAGACAAGGCGACGAGAACAGAACAGACCUUCUGUGGACUGUCAAGAUGCUAUUUUGAAUAUGGUUUCAAAGUUAUUUUCUGAUGACCUCUGGAACACAUGGACCGUACGGAAAGAGACAGACAGGCAGAAUGUUUCCCUGACUGCACCGGCAGACAGCCUGGAAGACAGACAGUUUCCCUGGUGUUGAUGAGAGCCUGGUGGACAAACCGCAGUGAUGAGACCAAGCUGGUGGUGUCUAGGUCCUCAGCUGUUGUGUGAAUGACGGGUUGUCGGGAAAAUAAAUAUCAUCUUUGUAUCUGGA
Esox lucius (northern pike) is the source of this 1656-nucleotide messenger RNA. RefSeq names its product cleavage and polyadenylation specific factor 4 (gene cpsf4). Gene Ontology annotation, molecular function: zinc ion binding; RNA binding. NCBI's taxonomy places the organism in Eukaryota, Metazoa, Chordata, Actinopteri, Esociformes, Esocidae. The transcript is spliced from 8 exons. The coding region runs from base 455 to 1273 and encodes 272 amino acids. The record is from RefSeq and is a predicted model, not a curated record.